Messenger RNA from Orbicella faveolata, 1859 nucleotides. RefSeq names its product dystrobrevin beta-like. Gene Ontology annotation, cellular component: plasma membrane; synapse. The record is from RefSeq and is a predicted model, not a curated record. Gene Ontology annotation, molecular function: zinc ion binding. NCBI's taxonomy places the organism in Eukaryota, Metazoa, Cnidaria, Anthozoa, Scleractinia, Merulinidae. Gene Ontology annotation, biological process: synaptic signaling.
CAUAUUUUUUUCUUAGGAGCCACUGCAGAGAAGAAACUGCCUUGCAAAAUGGUGUUGUAGGAAUUUCCAACUAAAAAGGAAUUUCCAUGUUUUUCAACUAACACGAUUCUGGAUUAUUUUGUUUGGUUCUCUUCGCAUAUUCCCUUGAAAACCGAAACAGCUUUAGUUGCGCCCGCCCCAGAAGUCUGUUUUGAUGGUCUGUUCCUCAACUUUAUUUUGCAUUGCUUUACAGGCGGGAUCUCCUCGAGCGCCGCGGAGUCCCAAAGCGCAAAGAAUGGAGGACUCUGGUUCUCCUUUGGACUUUGGAAGGGCCCCAGUAUCUCCGUCCACUGUUGAGCCCGGUCUGAAUUCGGAACCUCCUCCGCUUAGUGGAGUGGAUGGCAACAUUAAACAAGCCUUUGGCGACCGCGCAACCAGUAGGAACCUAAGAGAUGAUCUGCUAUUGGCUGCUGAUAAUGUCACUAGUGCCAUGUCUUCGCUUGUCAGAGAGCUUAACUCGGAAGAUGAAGAUGAAAUCCCCACUUUUCCAAACGGCAACACUGAUGAUACAGACUUAGAGGCUCUUGAACAACAAGUGAACCAGAUAAGAGAGUCGCUGGAGUCCCAUGAGGAGAGAGCCAACUCCAAUCUGACUAAUGGCGACAUCAUCAUGACAGAACCGUCGGAAAAGGUAAUUCUUCACGGAGCUAGUAGAAGUGGGAAGAGCCCGAAGGGUCGCCGAGCAGGGUCCGACUUGGAUACGGACACGGACGAAGACGACUCGAACGCUCGCCGAGGAGAUUACAAGAACUCGUCGCGUGCUCAGACGACGGAUGACGAGAGUUACAUUCAAACCGACGACGACACUGUACGAACAGACGACGAAGAUAUGGAGUGGCAGGAGUCGAUCAAGCGAUGGGUCAAUCGUUAGAUGGUCGCGAAAAAUCGAUAGACAGUCGUAUAUUUUAGAUUAUCGUGAACUUAUUUUUGUACUUCUCAUAUAUACUAUGCCCGCAGAAUUGUCAAUGUAGGCAUUUGUGAAAGGCUGGUCCGUUAGUUCCUUAACAUAGUGCAGUCUUAGACGACUCGCACCGAUGCAAAAGGAUGGCAUUAUGUCGUCAAAAGAGUCGUUUAUAUAUUUUAUAUUUGGAAGACACGGGCUUUGCCUCAGGAACAAGCCUUACCUAGGCUCGCCUGCCGUUUCUGUGGGAGUGAUACACGAGAUUCUCAUGUGAACGGCCGCCGCUUAGGUUAUUCAAGGAGAACUGAGGAAAACAUUUGUAGGCUCCCGUCAGGCGGGGUUUUGGAUGUAAGAUUAUUUUUUUACAAACUCACGCAACUAACAAUGAAAAGCUUCAACCGUUUUCACGCGGUAAAUAGUUUUUCUUUAAUAGUCUUGACAACUUUUUGACAUAUUUUUGUUGGUUUAGCCUUCGCUUGACCAAUCAGAAACAAAGUUAAAAAUAGCUCCAUGUCGCUCAUUCCUAUCUGAGGUUGUUUCUUUUGUAACAGACAAAAAGACGUAAAAGGUUGCCAAAUUUAAUUAAAGAGAACUUGAACUGCUUAACGAAGAGGUGCUAAGCAUUGUUAAGUAUUUUAUUUUUAUUUGUGAAUUACCCUGGUAUAGUAUAGCUUCUGAGACAUCUCGACUCACGUGACCUAAAGCCUUCACCCCACUGCAGGGGGAAGGGGGAUGGGCCGCUUCUUGCGAAAUCACUCAGAAGCAAUUGUUUGUUCUUGUUCGUUGGACCAUGAUGAAUACCGUUCAGGUAACGGAUAAUCGAUUGCUUUGGGCCUUGGUGAUUGUGAUCAAAGUACAGUUGUAACCAAUGUCAUAAGUGAAAAUCUUCCGAAUAAAGUUUAGAUCAGUUUUCUUUAAA